Molecule: messenger RNA, 1415 nt
Organism: Annulohypoxylon maeteangense
Lineage: Eukaryota; Fungi; Ascomycota; Sordariomycetes; Xylariales; Hypoxylaceae
Exons: 1
Coding region: 42-1415 (457 amino acids)
Source: RefSeq, a predicted model, not a curated record
CUCACUCGAGUCCCUUUGCUCACCCAGUAUCAACACGUAAGAUGUCGUGGACUCAACAGGGCGCCCACUGGCACCGCCCGCUAGACUCCCUUGACAGAUUUUACCAAUUUGUCUCGGCUGCUGGUAAGCCCCUAAACCGAGAGCAUUGGCUUCUUGUAGGUGUUAUCCGACUGGAAUUUCCGAUCGGCGUCGACGGAGGGGAGACGCGACUUCGAAGUGCCUGGAAAGCUCUGCGUUUUCGUCAUCCGGACAUCGCGUUAGAGUUACUCGAAAACGAGAAGCGCUACGAACCUAUAACUAGCACCGAAGCUCUUGAAACAUGGGCCGAUUCUACUUUCUACAUCGAGACCGCUGUCAGUUCUGCCGACGAGCACUUCUCUCUCAAUCUGAAGACCGGAACUGCUAGCGCGACUUGUCACUGGAUCCCUGCUAGCGGCGAGGUUGCCAUAGUAUCGUCGCAUUGGCGCUGGGACGGGCGCGGGCUGAUGAUGAUGAUGCACGAAUUUUUACUUUGUCUAGGAGGGCAGAGUUCUCAGCCAGCACCUCUAUCCGGAACCGAGGCCCGUAAACUGGUUCCGACGCUAGACUUGUUAGUGGGUACGCCGGUGGAAGGUACGGAUAAAGAGUGGCCUGGCCUGGUAGACAAAUUACUCGCCCCUCUCAACGAAGGAUCCCCGUCGAUCGGUCUACCGAUAAUCCCAGAUGCGCUACCAGGCAACACCCGGCGGAUCGAAGCGAUAAUCCCUCGCAAAGGCACAGCAGCACUCCUAACAGCAUGCCGCGAUCGGCACAUUCGCCUAACGGCCGCGUUACAUGCGUCGGUCGUUUCGGAGACGGCGAGAUACCAGCAAUCGACCAGUAGCGCUACAGCACGGUACAAGUCGUGGGCCGUCUUCGACUUGAGGAAAUAUUGCCCGACGCCCUUCGACGGUCCGCUGCACGCGCCAUCGCUGCGGACGAUAGCACUUCCGCUCAGCGUCGACGCUAAAGCUGACUGGGACACACUAGCAGCAUCGAUCCAUUCCAUCUAUCAGCAGUCAUUCGCACCAGGACGGAAUAGUUUAAUGUACUUACGGGUACCGUACCUGGAGAAAGCGACGGAGAUAUUAGCGACCGCAGCACCUACGACGGAACCGAAUCUUAGCAACCUCGGGGUGAUGGACGACUAUGUGCGGAAGAAUUACGGCGACGUCACAGUUCGCGAUGCUUGGCUUGCCGUGCAGAUGCUUUCCCGUCAGCUGUACGUGCAUACAUGGAGUUGGGACGGGGAAUUGCAUCUCAGCAUCAGCUACAACGAGGCGUUCUACCAAGCAGACUUUGUCGAAAAGUGGUUGGAGAGGUUGAAGAAUACCUUGUUGACGAAAUUGCCAGGCGAAGAUGUCGUAUCGAGCGAAGGGAGUAUUUCCGUUACUUGA